Messenger RNA from Sorghum bicolor (sorghum), 1438 nucleotides. Its product is annotated as protein TORNADO 2. The record is from RefSeq and is a predicted model, not a curated record. Gene Ontology annotation, biological process: auxin-activated signaling pathway. NCBI's taxonomy places the organism in Eukaryota, Viridiplantae, Streptophyta, Magnoliopsida, Poales, Poaceae. The coding region runs from base 475 to 1296 and encodes 273 amino acids. Gene Ontology annotation, cellular component: plasma membrane; plasmodesma. The transcript has a single exon.
AAAAGAUUCGUCUUGUGAUUUACAGCUAAACUGUGUAAUUAGUUUUUGUUUUCGUCUAUAUUUAAUGUUUUAUGCAUGUGCUACAAGAUUCGAUGUGACGGGGAAUCUUGAAAACUUUUUGUUUUUCAGGGUGAACCAAACAAGGCCGUGGUGAACAAGUGUUACCACUCGGCAAUGGCCAACGGCAUGUAUAGACCCUGUGUGUACAGUACAGGGUGAUUGAUGUAUGUGUUGGGAGGGGAGGCUGGCAGGCCGGCCACACUUUGUACAUUGUGACUUGUGAGUGAUAAUUUAUCAUAUGGCAAUGCUGCUGCCUUUGCGUAGUCGGUUGGGGAGGGAAUGAAUUGCAGAGGAAGCAAGGCACAAAAAAAGAAGAAGGAGGGAAUGCAGAGCAGAGGCGAGUAUUAGUAUUUCCAUUCCUCUCCUUCUCGUAGUAGGUUGCCAACAUGACAUGACAUGACAUGACAGAUUAACAUGGCGCUCAACUACAUGGGCGUCGCCGCCAUCAACUUGGUGGGCGCGCUGCUUUCCAUCCCCGUGAUCGCCGCGGGCAUCUGGCUGUCGACGCAGGCCGACAACGCCUGCGUCCAGAUCCUCCAGUGGCCAGUGAUUGGCCUCGGCGUGGCUGUCCUCGCGGUCGGGCUCGCGGGCUUCGUGGCCGCCUUCUGGCGCCUGCCGUGGCUCCUCCUCGUCUACCUCGUCGCCAUGUUGGUCGUCGUCGUGGCGCUGGCCUGCCUUGUCGUCUUGGUGUUGGCGGUGACCACGGGGUCGUCGGGCCACCGGGUGCCGAGCCGGGAGUUCCUCGAGUACGACCUGGACGACUACUCGGGCUGGCUGCGCGCCCGCCUGGACGCACGCUGGGACCGGAUCAAGGCCUGCCUGGCCGCCACGCCCACCUGCAGCGACUUCAACGGGACGUACGCCACGGCGCAGGACCUGUUCACGGCGCCGCCCAACAGCAUGAGCCCUCUGCAGUCGGGCUGCUGCAAGCCUCCCACGAGCUGCGGCUACACCUUGGUGACCCCGACGUACUGGAUCAGCCCCAUCAGCGCCACCGCCGACCCCGACUGCGCCGCCUGGAGCAACGAGGAGGCCAAGUUCUGCUACUCCUGCUCCUCCUGCAAGGCCGGCCUGCUGCAGAACCUCCGCACGGAGUGGCGCCGCGCCGACAUCAUCCUCGCAGUCGCCACUGUCGCGCUGCUCGGUGUCUACGCCAUGGGCUGCUACGCGUUCCGCACGGCCAAGACCGACCAACUCUUUCGACGCUACAGGCAGGGCUACACUACACAUGAGUAGUUAGUACAUGCAUGUGAUGCCUAAUUAACUAAUAACUCCUUAAUUUGCUGUUACAUGCAUGCAUCUUUAUAUCAUAUAUAUAUUGCCACUCUCAAAGAUUAAUAAUUAAUUCGCACUUCUGCUGGAGUGGAAGCCCCUUGAA